UUGUCCUGGUACGCAAAAUGCGACCGAGGCCACAUGUUUCCGCGGUCAGCGCCUUCGAAUCAAAAGCCGAUUGAAAAAUUGAUAGCAACCUAAAAGCUUCAUUGUACAGAAACUGGAGCUCUAGAUAGAGAAGAAGUGAUCUCUGAGGCACAAAAUUCUUCAAUGGAAGAUCUCAGAUCCAGGUCAUAUGGCGAUGGAAGAAUGCAAAUACAACGUCACCAUGGUAAUGGAGCGCUGGGUCCCUCUUCUUUUUCAGGCGGCAGUAACAUGCAAGAUCUCAGAUGCUACAGUGCCUCCUACGCAUCCUCCGUCUACCCAACUCAAUCCCAGAUUCAAACCCAGAUGGGCAGUAACGAUUUCAAAUUCAAAAAGGGCAAGUCCGCAAAUGGGUCUAUUUCCAAAGCCUGGAGUUUGAACGAUCCGGAGCUGCAAAGAAAGAAGAGAGUUGCUAGCUAUAAGCUUUACACUGUAGAAGGGAAAGUUAAAGGGUCUUUCAAGAAGAGUUUUAGGUGGCUCAAGGAAAGGUACUCUAGAGCUGUUAACGGCUGGUGGUGACUGCUGAAUCUUGACCUCUGUUCUGUUAUCCUCUCUUUUCUGUUUGUUUGGCUUCUAAGUUGUGUAUUGUGCUGUGUUGCUGUUUUAAGUGUAUGAUAGCUUUAUAGUAUCAAAGUUCUUCAAUUAAUUGCGAUAAUGAAUAAUUCUUCGCUCUAAUUUGGGUAUCCGAAUAUUCUUAUUUAUUCUUC
This is a messenger RNA of Manihot esculenta (cassava), 743 nucleotides long. RefSeq lists its product as uncharacterized. The coding region runs from base 163 to 555 and encodes 130 amino acids. The transcript has a single exon. NCBI's taxonomy places the organism in Eukaryota, Viridiplantae, Streptophyta, Magnoliopsida, Malpighiales, Euphorbiaceae. The record is from RefSeq and is a predicted model, not a curated record.